Molecule: messenger RNA, 1014 nt
Organism: Nasonia vitripennis (jewel wasp)
Lineage: Eukaryota; Metazoa; Arthropoda; Insecta; Hymenoptera; Pteromalidae
Product: RNA polymerase-associated protein LEO1-like
Exons: 3
Coding region: 1-1014 (337 amino acids)
Source: RefSeq, a predicted model, not a curated record
AUGCAUUCUCUGGUGCUGUGGUUGAAAGCUGAUCCGAGGACAUCAAGUAUUUUAACUGACGUUGAAUACUUGGAGUCACUGAAUGUUGAUGUCACUGGAAGAAUUAUGACACCCGAGAGAAGAAAAUCAUUUCCGAACGCUGUAAUGGUAAAGAAACGUAAGAUGGCAUCAAAUAAAAGGAAGGUUACGGAGGCAGCAUCAAGUGUAUAUGUUAAAUCAAACGAAAAACUUCUCAAAGAAAAAUCGAUUUUCAGUGACAGCGCAGACGAAUAUGACGAAAAAGAAACGAUUCACGUCAAAAAAUGCAAGGGCCAGGAUUACAGCAGAAAGCUCUUCUCUGAGGAUCGUGCCGAUAAGAUCAAAAAGGAUGAUCGAAAGCUGAAAGAAAAUCGUCGUUGCGACAAAAAAGGAAACAGCAAUAACAUUGCGAAAUUAUCCAAGAAACGACGAGUUAAAGUUACGGAGGAAAGAAAAAACAAAGGUGAGCAAUUGCGAGAAAAAGGAAAGAAAAAUAUACAACAGCGAGAGAAGGAUGCACCAGAGCGCGAUGAUAAUGAGGUUCUCGAAGAUGAGAAGAGAAACCGAGAUGCAGCUGAUAUGAGCAACAAAGGUGUAGACCGUCGCGAUGCUGACGGCGCAGCUGCAGCGAAAUGUGUCCAGGAUCAAAAGCCUCGCCAAUAUGUUAUUGCAGCAGGUCACAGCCGAAACGACGAGCUCUACGGUGGUGAAGAUGCACAUGAUUUCGGUCGCGAUGAUGAAAAUGGCGAGGCUGUUCAGAAUGCGAAUGACGAAUUCGGUAACAGCGAAAACGAUGAGCACCGUAGAGCAGGCGUAGAUGUUCGUGGACAUAACCAUGAUGACGAAAUUCCAAGAGGUGCUGCUGCAGGUCGUGACCACGAUGCUGAUAACGAUGAAAAUCGAGACCCGAAUAUAAAGAAUUCGUUGGUAUCCGAUAAACCUGAAGAAGGAAAAGUAAAUAAUUACUUUUAUUUCAAGGGAUGUCAAGAAAAUUGA